UCGCUCACUUUGACUUGCUUGAUUGGCUCUGUUGUUCACCGCUUUUUUAGUUUCUAAACUACCCCCCACCAUGGCACCGCGAACGGAGCAGGCUGCUGUCACCGCUGCAGGUGGCGAUGACGGUGCCAUCAUCAACAAGCCAAAGUACAACAAAAAGUACGCUGUCGGCCACAAGGAGGACGCCAACGCAGGCCCCCUCUUCAUCCACCUCUACGGCAAGCGCGUCAAUGUCACCAACUGGCUCAGCAAGCAUCCCGGUGGCCGCAAGGUCCUCCACGUCUUCCAAGACCGCGAUGCCACCGAGCAGUUUGAGGCCAUGCACUCCAAGGAGGCUCGCAAGCAGCUUGAUGGCUUUUUGAACAAGUCCGAGCCAGUCCCCGAGGGCCAGUCCGGCGACACCAAGUUCUUUGAAAACCCCGUUCGCAAGGACAUGGUUGAGCUCCGCCAAAAGCUCGAAAAGCAGGGUCUCUUCAAGCCCAACAUUCUUUUUGAGGUUACAAAGCUCCUCUACGUAUUUGGCUCCAUUCUCGGUGGCCAGUACAUCAUGUACGCCUUCCCGGAGCACCUGUACCUUGGCAUGCUCUUGGUGAUUCUUGGCUGGCACCAGGCCGGCUGGGUUGGCCACGACUACUCGCACCACUCGGUGUUUGCGUCGCCCGUGCUGAACGAUCAGGUCUCGACCAUUGUCGGCGCCCUCCAGGGCUACAACCUCAUGUGGUGGAAGGCUCGCCACAACACCCAUCACGUUGUGACCAACGAGGUCGGCAACGAUCCCGACAUCAAGACCUCGCCCUUGUUCCACUUCAUCCAGCAAUACCCCGACCUUAACAAGAAGCUCAAGAGCAUUCAGCGCUACCAGCACAUUUACUACGUGCCCGCGAUGGCCAUCCUCGAUCUCUACUGGCGCUUCGAAUCGAUCGAGUUUAUUGCUCGCCGCUUCAAGAAGAUGCGCUUUGAUGCCCUGCUUCUUGUCGCCCACUACACUGGCCUCGCGUUCGUCUACUCCACAACCGGCUUCUGGCCCAUCUACAUUUGCAUGCUCGUCCGCGGCUGGCUCACCGGCCUCAUUGUCUUCUCGUCCCACUACGCCGAGGAGCGCAUCGACCCCGACGCUCACAUGCCCUUCCUCGAGCAGACCGUCCGCACCUCGCACAACAUUUCUGGCAGCUCUCUUUGGCACUUUUUCACUGGCUACAUUUCCAUGCAGGCUGAGCACCAUCUCUUCCCUACCAUGCCCCGCUCCAACCUCCCCUACGUCCAGCCCCUCGUUCGCGAGUUGUGCCUCAAGCACAAGCUUCCGUAUGGCGAGGACAACAUUAUCGAGUGCGUCAGGCAUAACAUUCGCUCGCUUACACCCAAGAAGAUUGAGUAGCGAGAGAUGCGCUUUUGGGUUUUUUUGUCGAGUCGCGAUGCGUGGUUGGCAACCAACCCCACCUUGAUCAUCUUGGCGCUCAACAGCAGCCGCAUGUUACGAAAUGUUUUUUCCUUAGGCUUUGUCUUUUUGCGACAAAAGACCUGCUGCUCGGUCGCAUUUUGAUGUUGAUUUUUUUAAAUACAC
Capsaspora owczarzaki ATCC 30864 is the source of this 1558-nucleotide messenger RNA. RefSeq names its product delta-8 desaturase. Gene Ontology annotation, cellular component: membrane. The coding region runs from base 71 to 1372 and encodes 433 amino acids. Lineage: Eukaryota; Filasterea; Ministeriida; Capsasporidae. The record is from RefSeq and is a predicted model, not a curated record. Gene Ontology annotation, biological process: lipid metabolic process. The transcript has 4 exons. Gene Ontology annotation, molecular function: oxidoreductase activity, acting on paired donors, with oxidation of a pair of donors resulting in the reduction of molecular oxygen to two molecules of water.